Molecule: messenger RNA, 1786 nt
Organism: Impatiens glandulifera
Lineage: Eukaryota; Viridiplantae; Streptophyta; Magnoliopsida; Ericales; Balsaminaceae
Product: protein kinase PINOID-like
Exons: 3
Coding region: 296-1609 (437 amino acids)
Biological process (GO): protein phosphorylation
Cellular component (GO): nucleus; cytoplasm; plasma membrane
Molecular function (GO): ATP binding; protein serine/threonine kinase activity
Source: RefSeq, a predicted model, not a curated record
UUUAUUACAGAGAGCAUCUCACUAUCUUUUCUCCAUCGUAUUCACUUUUUUCUCCAACAUUGUACGGAAUCAGAGGUUUGUUUUGGUAUAUUAAAGACCUGAAGCAGCUGACGAAAACUCUACAUUAAUGGCGGCAAUGCUUAAAAAGUGCCAUUGAAUUUAAAGAUAGUCUUUACUUUUUUUACAGCGCCCUCUGUUCAUACUUUUUCCAGCCAUUUUUCUUCUUUUCUCGUUCGGAAAUCCGAAAGUUAUAACCGUCUGGAAAAAGUCGUUUUACUGAUUGCAAUUGUUUACAAUGCUGGAAUCGGAUUCAGAAACACUAAGAUCAAGCCAGAGUUCGAUGAGUAGCGAUUAUAGUUGCCCUAGUUUUAGCCGACUGUCAUUCGACGCCGUCGCCGAUCUGGACCAGCAGCAUUCUUUAGAGAAGAGACAGCUGUUGAAACCUCAUCGUUCGUCUGACUCAACAUGGAAGGCGAUUAGGUCCGCCGCGUUCCGUCGGAAGUCCGGCCUGAGCUUCCGUGAUUUCCGUCUUCUCCGUCAGAUCGGUGCCGGAGACAUCGGGAAAGUGUAUCUCUGCUCCCUCCGUGACGAGGAGGAGGAGAGAUGUGUGUAUGCGAUGAAGGUCGUGGAUCGGGAGGUGCUGGCGAAGAAGAAGAAGACGGAAAGAGCGGAGACGGAGAAGAAGAUCUUGAGGAUGCUGGAUCAUCCGUUUCUUCCUACACUCCAUGCGGAAUUCGAGGCGGCACACUUCUCUUGUGUGGUGAUGGAGUUCUGCUCCGGCGGCGAUCUUCAUAGUCUCAGGCACAAACAACCUCAGAAACGGUUUUCAUUGAACUCCGCGAGGUUUUAUGCUGCUGAGGUUCUUGUAGCUUUGGAGUACCUUCACAUGCUAGGAAUCAUAUACAGAGACCUGAAACCCGAAAACGUCUUAGUCAGAUCAGACGGUCACAUCAUGCUUUCUGAUUUCGACCUUUCUCUUCGUUCUGAUUCAAUCCCAGCCGUUCAACUUCACCAUUCUUCUCCGGCCAAACACCCUUCACCGCUCUCAUGCAUGUUCACCCGUUUCACCCGGUCUAAGAAGAAGGUUCAAACAACAGUGACUACAAACCGUCAGUUCGUGGCCGAGCCUGUAGAGGCCAGGUCUCUCUCCUUUGUUGGGACACAUGAGUACAUCGCGCCGGAGGUUGCUGCCGGAAAGUCCCAUGGGAACGGCGUAGAUUGGUGGGCACUGGGGAUAUUCAUAUACGAGAUGAUGUAUGGACAGGCGCCGUUCACCGGAGAGACCAAUGAGUCUACUCUUAGGAACAUUGUGAAGAUGCCGUUGGAAUUUCCGACCAAAUUGGCUGCAAAUGCGGAUGAGAGAUAUGCCCGGGAGUUGAUAUCUGGAUUGUUGGCUAAGGACCCAGAGAAGCGGUUGGGGUCGAAACGUGGGGCGGCGGAGGUGAAAACUCAUCCAUUCUUUAGGGGGCUAAACUUUGCCCUUAUACGGUCUCUCUCGCCGCCGGAGAUACCCGGAAUGAAGAGAAGGGAGAAAGGGUCAAUAUCGUUGAGGCAAAGGAGUCUAAAGCAGUCGUCGUCUUCUUCUUCGAAGCGGUUUGAUUUCUUCUGAAGUGGGAGUUUAUUAUGUAUAUAUAUUUGAGACAGGGGAAGAAGAUGAAAUUAUUAGAAUUGAGAUAGAUAGAGGUUAUGAAGCAAAUUUAGUAGAUUAUGAACUAUCUAUGUAUGGAGGAGUUAGAUUUGUAAGAUGUUUUCCCUUAGGAAUCAAGCAAUGACGCAGGAGCUUAUU